Nematolebias whitei (Rio pearlfish) is the source of this 921-nucleotide messenger RNA. It is a transcript of the gene pgrmc2, whose product is annotated as progesterone receptor membrane component 2. The record is from RefSeq and is a predicted model, not a curated record. Lineage: Eukaryota; Metazoa; Chordata; Actinopteri; Cyprinodontiformes; Rivulidae. The transcript has 3 exons. Bases 17 to 613 code for a protein of 198 amino acids. Gene Ontology annotation, cellular component: endomembrane system; membrane.
GCGCUAACCGUGCAGCAUGGCGGACGAUGGAGACAGUUCAAGCGGACCAGUUGAGUCAAGGGGCGGGCAGGGAUCAUUGGAGGAGUCGGACGGGCUCGGCUUGGGCGGAAUGCUGCUGAAUAUCAGCAUUUUGGUUCUGGUGAUGGUCGUUUGCAUUGCGGUGUACCGGCGGUGGGGCAGGCGGCUCGGCGCCGACGCGGCCCACGGCGACGGGGCCUCGACGCUCCCCAAGAUGCGAAGACGGGACUUCACUUUGGAGCAGCUGCGGGAGUACGACGGGCUCCAGAACCCCCGUAUUCUCAUGGCUGUCAACAUGAAAGUUUUCGACGUGACCAGCGGCAAAAAGUUUUAUGGGAAAGAUGGUCCUUAUGGCAUUUUCGCUGGCCGGGAUGCUUCUAGGGGCCUCGCCACUUUCUGCUUGGAGAAAAAUGCCCUUAGGGACGAGUACGACGACUUGUCGGACCUCACCGCUGUACAGAUGGAGAGUGUGAGGGAAUGGGAAAUGCAGUUUAUGGAAAAGUACGAUUACGUUGGGAGGUUGCUGAAGCCUGGAGACGAGCCGUCGGAGUAUACAGAUGAGGAGGACAUCAAGGACCACCUGAAGCAUGACUGAGCAGUUUUCAUUGCAUUAACCAAAGCCAGAAGCCCCCAAACAGCUGUGACAGACUCCCAUUAAAUUCCCCCCCCCGCCCCUAUGAAUCAGUCUGGUGCUGCAGCUGUUUGCAACAGGGCCGGACUCAAGUCGUCAGACCUCCCGUCAUCGUCCUGCAAAGAUUAUCAACAGAAAGCAAUCAGGAACCUUUAAUGAGGAGCUUCUUUUUGUUGCGUGGGAGCAUAGAUGACUUAGUGCUAUUAGAUGUUUCUGAAACAAAACCCUAAAAUCUUUUCGUCGUUUGUCCGAGUGGGGAAGGUGUUUGUUGG